GGAAACAAACCCAUUGUUGAAUAUCUGUUAGUGGUAUUCUGAAACCUGCAGACAAGAGCCUACAUUUCAUGUUUUAUAGGUUUAAAAGUAAAUUAAAACAAUGAAAUGAAAUGUUUAAUCCACCUCAAUUUUUAGUUUUAGUCUGCUGCUUAAUUUUAUCAUAUAGUGCCUAUGCUGAGGAGACAGUUAAAAAUGACUUUAAAGAGGAGCUUGAGAGUGCAACAGUUUUACUGAAUAACAAGAACGAGCAGGAGCAGUUGACUGAUGAAACAGGUGACUUGGAUGAUGGAAAACUUGAGCCACUGACAGACAAACUGAAACCACCCCUGCUUCCAUACCCAACAAGCCAUGAGGUCAUGUCCAACACUGCUGUAGAGGAUGGAUCUACUGAGGAGGCCUUGGCUCUGGACACUCAACUGACUGAGGGCAGUGAAAACACUGGAGGGCCACAGACAGAUGGAGUAGAACAGACAGACAGCAGCAGCCCACCUUUGAAACUACAGCCCCUGGUUGACAGGGAUGGCGAGCACCAGGUUGUCACAGGGACCAAACCUACUGAGGGGGUUGGCAUCAAUGGUUUGCCUAGAGCUACUCAGACGCUGGACGAAUACCUACAGGCACAAAUAUUUCACAGUGACGAAAUCACCCCAGAGCAGCAGCCAUCAGGUGCACACGACCCCCCAGCUUUGAACCAUCUCCAGGCUACAGAGAUGUUGAAGUCCAUUAGCCCUGGCACCUGGGAGGGGAUAUCCAAGCUGCCAGUGGGGGUGGGGGGUCUGGCAGUGGACGUCAUCAAAGAUCCUCUCAUCAGCACCCAAUUCAGUGGCUUGGAUGAAGAGCUGUUGGAUGCAACCAAAAAGGUAUCUGAUGAAGAGGAGUUCCCUACCUUUGACAAGUGGUCCAAACAGUACUUAGCUGAACAGGAGAAACAGAAAAUUGAGAAAAUCCAGGACAAGGUGGUGGUCAGCCAGGCCAGUGUAGUCAACCAGAAAAAACUGCGCCACAACUACGCCGCUGCCAGCUGUGGAGCCAAGGUGAUAGCCAGCAAUGCCGAGGCUGAGAACAUCAACUAUCUGCUCAACGGCAACCCUGAUGAGUACAUGCUCAACCCCUGCAAGGCUAAGAAAUGGUUUGUGGUAGAACUGUGUGAGCCCCUACAGAUACAUCGUGUGGAACUUGGAACCAUGGAACUCUUUUCAUCCCAGCCCAAAUCUUUUCGUGUCUUCUCUAGCCAGAGGUUCCCAACUAAAGAGUGGAUAACUCUGGGCAAGUUUGAUAUGACGCCUGACAGAGUUGUCCAGUCAUUCCAGAGUCAGCUCAGUGAUGAGUUUGUCAAGUUUGUCCGUGUGGAGAUGCUGGAACACCAUGGAGAGGAGCACUACUGUCCCCUGACAACAUUCAGGGUGUUUGGUAUUGACAUGGCUUCUGAUGGAGAUGAUGAACCUGAACCAGAGCCUGAAGGACCAGCCACCACUGGAGACCCUGGGGAGGAUAUGGUGGAGGAGACAGUCAACCUUUUCACUAGUGCUAAAGAGACUGUUGUCAAGCUAGUGAAGAAAGUUCUGUACAAAGGUGAUCAGGAGGGUCAGACUGAGCCAGGUGAAGGCAACCAAGAGAGUCAUGUCCCCUUGGCUAACAGUACAGAGCCUGCUGAGGAGAAACCUAUAAAGGAGGAAGCAAAGCCCUGCAUAGACAGUGAUGUUCGCCAAGGGAGUGAAUCUUCUACCCCAGGUGUGGCUGUACCAAGUGCAGGGGUGGUAACUCCUCCAUCAGUGUCUAAAGUAGUUGAAGAAAUGCCCAUCAUCACCAAACUUGGUGAGACUGACCAGCUCCCAGUGGACAGCACAGAGCUACCAGUGGUCAUCAAGCUGGAGCAGGAAGGAGAGGGGGGUCACCUGCUGCACUCCCCCCUUGUGUGUGUCCACAGCCCCUGGAGCACCUAUGUGCUGCUCAUGUCUCGCAUCAGCUACCCACCCACCUGCAGCACUGGCGCACAGAAAGUUUGGACACUGAACCAGGACAGUGCCAGAGCUACAGAGGCUAGUGUCCAGGAGAAUGUGGGUCAAGUAGACACUGGCAGCACCCCACUGGUGACGAGCAUGAGUCCAGAGUCUGCUGUAGAGAAGAGGAGUGAUGACAGCAGUGUUCCACCCUCUCAGCCUGACCCUGCCACGCUAGACACUGAGCUGUCACCCCCCCAGGUUGAGGUGGACUCGUCCCAGUCCGCAGGCUUCACGUCUGCUGGUGUGUCAGUGACCAGGUCUGAGCUGCUGGAGCCCAGCUCUGUGUCCAGCCAGUCAGGGCUGGAGAACGAUGCGGUGUCAGUGCUGACCCCUGGCCUUCACAUCCAGCAGUCCCAGGUGGUGGAGCAGGGGGCUACAGACUUGGCUGAAACCAUUUUUUUAAAGGUGUCCCCCUCCCCCACUAUGGGAUCAGACUAUUCUCAGGAAGGCUUGGGUGAAGAUUUGUUUGAAACUCCAACUGUUAUGGACCGGAGUGGUCAGCUUCCUGGUAGUGUCCAGCCAACUAGGGAGGAUGAACCUGGUCAGGGUGAUGAGGACCUGCCCCAAGGAACAUUGGACCAGAGGAGGCUUCAGGCUGAGAAUGAUUCUACUGUGAGAUCUCUGAAGCCAAUGGACCUGUUGAAAGUUGGGAUGCCCACACCAGGCAAGAGGGACAUCACAAUGAUGAAACUCAACAACAGGAUACUAGCCUUGGAGCAGAAUGUUUCCAUGACUAAAAAGUAUCUAGAAGAACUGAGUCGAGCCUUCAAACAACAAAAUGAAGAGAUGAUGAAACUGCUCAACAAGACGGAGAAGAGGCUAAAUGUCUACAUUAGCCAGGCAGAGGAAAAGGAGCUGCGACAUGAAGCCCAUGUGGAUCUACUGGAACAAAAGGUGCUCAACUUGACAGAGUAUUUAGAUGAUCUACAGCUACAGAUGGAUGCCAUGGCCAAGAAGCUUUAUGAUGGUCAGUUCCUCCUGGCCUUCCUGCAAGCUGUGCUCUUUGUCUGGCUGGUCAUCAGCAGCUACCGUGGCCGCAGCAAGCAUGGGCUCUCCUACAGUGACCACCAGUUUCUCCUGGACACCAUGCCCAAACAGCCCGUCCUGGAGACCUCCACACGCAAGAGGAGGAAGUCUGAUGUGGGCGUCCAGCAGGACACUGGCCAACAGAAGGCCAUGAAAAGACAGAGUAGUGAUACAAACCUAGCUUGUAGUUCAAAAGUUGAUGUUAGCUCCGACAAAACUAGUCUAUUACUAUCUGACUUACCCCAGAUCAGUAAAAAAAAGAAAAGGAAAAAGUUGAAGCAUGAAGUGGAUCCAACAAAGCCAGUACUGUCUACAGGAGUCAAGUGUCCAACAGCUGAGCCAGCGUCCAGUUUUGUGUCUGCCGCAGGGGUUUUAUUUGGUGUGAGUGAUGGGAUGGAGUCCAGCGGUGGUCAGGCUAGAGCUACAGCUGCUUUAACAUCCAAGACAGGAGAGCUCCACAGGGCGGGGCCACACAACACAGGAGAGCUCCACAGGGCGGGGCCACAGAACACAGGAGAGCUCCACAGGACGGGGCCACAGAACACAGGAGAGCUCCACAGGGCGGGGCCACAGAACACAGGAGAGCUCCACAGGGCGGGGCCACAGAAGACAGACAAGUCAUCGUGUGAAAAUGUGUACAGCUCCUCUGACUUGGGUGCUGACAGUGACUCUGAUGUCUGUGCUGAGGAUGCUGGACCCAGCCUGCCACACAACGGAGACACUCAGAUCUGCGCAGGUCAGAGUCCAGAAUUCAAACUCCCCUCCUACCACAAGCACAAACUUGGGAGAGCCAGCGCUGUCUUUCAGUCCAAACCUGAGCUCAGGAACACCAGGCACCUGAGCUUUGAGGAUCCACACCUCAGGCCUAACCCAGGACAGGACUACUUUCUGGCUGAGAACUAUCUGCAGGAAAACCGCUUCAAGUUCCCAGCAUCCCCAGCCAAAGAGAGCAGCAGCUCUGAGUGUGUGUCCUGUGAUCCAGGCCAGGCACAGUGUUGUCCCAGGUGCAGCAACCUAGUGCUUGCUGUCCAGCCAGCGUACAUUGAUGUGUCAGCCUGUCCUCACCUGGCCAGUCAACACCAUGCUGAGCACUACCCAGCCAGCUGGUGGUACACCUCCCAUCUACCCCCAUCACCUGCCCUGGUGCACCAGACACACCUGCCCUAUGGGGCAUUGGCCCGUCCUAAGUCCUCCUCCAUUCUGCCAUCCUUUAUCCCCAUAGAACACUGCAGUACCCAGAAGUCUUUCAUGGCCCCGCCGCCCAGACCACAGCCUCAUUCUGGCACCUCCAGGAUUCUCUCUAGGACAAAACUUAAGAAAGAUGGCCAGCCUGUGUCUAGUGGCCAGCCUGUGUCCAGUGGCCAGCCUGUGUCUAGUGGCCAGCCUGUGUCAGUUGGCCAUCCUGCGCCUGUAGCUGCCUGUAAUGUGCAGCAGACAGGAUCCUCCAAGGGAUUGACUGCUGGCCUAGACUCUACCCACCUCAGCAAUGGGGGCCAGAAGAAGAAUGUUCACCAAACACACAAGCGCAAAAGUUCCUUCCCAACAGAGGUCCAGAGCAAGAGUGUGGACAGUCAGCGUAGACAGUCCUCGCUGGAUGAGCCAGAUCUGGCCGGCAAGCCUCCCUUGAGCAGAAAGCCAACGCCCCCCACCUUGUUGACCAAAAAAGGUUCCUCCAGUAGGACCAGUUCAGCCAACGACAUUGCUAGCAAUCAGGUGCUUGGGAAAAAGGGAAAUAAAUCGUAACCUUUAAAGUCAAGCAGUGAAUAAGAAGCCCCCAGACCCCUCCCUUGUUAAAAAAAAUAGAAACAACAAACAAAAAAACCCACAGAAGUCUAUUGAAUCCACUAGACAAUGAAACUUAAUACAAGUUGUAAUCUAAGAUGGUCACUCAGCCUAGUACAACCUACCCAUUCAUUGACUUGUACUGAUCUAUCUGAGCAAAACUUCCCACUUGUAGAACAUAUUUAUGGUUUCCUAACAACACUAGAAAUAUGCUAGAAAAGUGUGUCCAUUGCUUGCUCCUUAUUUUGAUACUGAACUCCAACACAGUGGGUUUAAUUUGAUUUUUUUAAAUUAAAAAUUGUACAAUUUAAAGUUUGCCAGUAACCUGAUUUUUCUUGUGUGGUGAUUUUUAAUGCCUUCAGGUCUACUUGCUAUUAUGAACUUUUCUAGGAAUUUAAGUUGUUUCUUAACUUUAUUUACAAUAAAACUAUAAAUAUCUACAUUAAGUGAUUAAGCUAUUUUAUUUCCUAAUUGUGAUUGAAUUAUUGUAAAUUGUUUAGGAAAGUACCUCUCAGUGAGCUUUGGGGGCAGAUGAGGUAGGACAGUAUAUAAUUACAUUGUUGAAUAGAGGGGACAAUUGUGUUGACCAACUGACCAAUAGCAGAUCUAUUGUUGCUUAUGUUUUAACUCCACAGAUUCCAGACUUUUUUUUUCUAUUUACAACGUAAAGAAUAGUGUGGAGCCAGAAUUGUGACAAGUCUUUUAUCUACUGUUGUUGAAAUGUUUGCCUAAUCAUUAUUACUGUGACACAUACAGCUGACCCUAUGUAAUGCUUGCAAGAUCUGGUGUUGUGUGUGUAUGUAUAGGUGUCUGAUGUGUGCAAGAUUUGGUUUUGUGUGUGUCUGUAUAGUUGUCUGAUGUGUUUGUACAUUUGUCUGAUGGGAAAGAUGCAAUGAGAUUAAGUUUUAUGAAUGAUGGAUUGAGAGUUAGUUUUAUGUAUGAUGCAUUGUCAUUGACAGCAAGUUUUAUGAAUGAUGAAUUUAGAGCAAGUAUUAUAAAUGAUGCAUGGGAAGUAAGUUUUAUGAAUGAUGGUUUGAAAGAGAGCUAUUUAUUUAUGUGUUUGAACACAUUCACCACGUGUUUGCAUUUAUAAAACAAAUCCAGCAUUAUCUCAUGCCCGAAGGCCUUGUUUGACUGAAAGAUGCUCCACUUGUUCUCUAUGUGUAUACCAUGUAUACAGUUUUUAAUUCAAGACAACUGUUGACUUAACAUGUAUUUCUGCUCUGACCAAAGCCACACUUGAUGUAUAUACAAGCUUGUUUGCUUAUUGAACCCAUCCAGUCCAUUUGGUUUUGCUUGUUGACAACACGGAGUGUGUGACAUCACUUGGGCCACACAAUUACAUUACAUUUCUUCUAGCACUGUGGGUUUUAAUUAGGUUUUUCUUCCCCAUUAUUAACAGACAAAGGUAGACAUUAGCUCACAAUUCAAUGCUUAUCAAAUAUUGUGUUCACUUUUUUUCUUUGUCAGCAUGUUCAUUUUUCUUCAAACACAGGUUUAGGUAUAAACAUUUGUAAAAAAAAGUCAUUCUUCGAAGGAGAAUUUCAUGUAAUCUGACAAUACACUGACAUGGAUGAAGACAAAUAGUAUUUUUAUCCUGGAAGGUCUCGCAUAAUAAAAGAAAGUUAUUCACAUCACUGGCAGUGCAAUGAAAUGGUAGCCUUGAAAUAGUUUUCUAGCUCAUGUAUCCUGGACAGUGCUCACCCUGUUUUAUAAUUCUAUUAAUUUAUUUCUCAUUCAAGGGAUAGAUGGUACACAUUUUUAACUUUACCCAAGGCAUUAGAUUACAUUAGAUAACUCAUUGUUUUAAACUUUGGCAUUAGAUUGAUUUAGAUAACUCAUUGUUUUAAACUUUGGCAUUAGAUUGAAUUAGAUAAUUCAAAGUUUGGGCUGGGUCACAGGUCAGACUACUGCUAUAUUAAAUCCAAGCCAUCAAAUGAUUGAGUUGCUGCUCUUUGUAUUCUCGGGAAAUCCUAGUCCAGUAUUGUUCCAUUUAUUGAAGUAACUUAGCCAGAUCAGCCAGAUAUCUGUCCAUCCCUCACCUGGUCAUGUGACCAGAUGUUGCAGAUGUUAUCUGUGAUUGUGUAAAUGUAAAGUGUGUACAAAGAUGGUGGUGAGAGAUGAUGUGAUUCUGUAUGGAUCACAUCCAUGUGAUCUAGGUACCAAGCAACAGUAUUGUGCAUUAAGAAAAUUAAACUCAAACUUCAUCUCAAA
Physella acuta is the source of this 7025-nucleotide messenger RNA. RefSeq names its product SUN domain-containing ossification factor. Gene Ontology annotation, cellular component: membrane; cytoplasm. The record is from RefSeq and is a predicted model, not a curated record. NCBI's taxonomy places the organism in Eukaryota, Metazoa, Mollusca, Gastropoda, Physidae. Gene Ontology annotation, biological process: protein folding in endoplasmic reticulum.